This is a messenger RNA of Lolium perenne, 945 nucleotides long. RefSeq names its product transcription initiation factor TFIID subunit 10. Lineage: Eukaryota; Viridiplantae; Streptophyta; Magnoliopsida; Poales; Poaceae. The record is from RefSeq and is a predicted model, not a curated record. Gene Ontology annotation, molecular function: RNA polymerase II general transcription initiation factor activity; promoter-specific chromatin binding. Gene Ontology annotation, cellular component: transcription factor TFIID complex; SAGA complex; nucleus. Gene Ontology annotation, biological process: transcription initiation at RNA polymerase II promoter.
GAGUACACGGAUUCGAGCCCGCUACUCCCCUCUCCUUCCGUCCUCGGCCCUCCGACGAGGCGACGACCCCUUGUUGAACCCACCUUCGUCUUCCCCUUCCUUGCCGGCGGCGACCUCCUCUCCCCGCCACAGACCCAGCCUAGCAGCCACCACUCCCCAGGGCUUCAGGCCAACGCAGCAAGGUGGCGGACGGGAGGAUGAUGGGAAGCAACAGCGGCGGCGGCGGCGGAGGAGGAGGCGGGAUGACUCCGGGCAUGGGCUCGCCCAGGGCCGGCGGGAGCGACGGGCGGCACGACGACGAGGCCGUACUCACCGAGUUCCUCUCCUCCCUCAUGGACUACUCCCCCACGAUUCCGGACGAGCUGGUGGAGCACUACCUCGGCCGCAGCGGGUUCCACUGCCCCGAUGUACGCCUAACAAGGCUGGUUGCUGUAGCUACUCAAAAAUUCAUUUCAGACGUUGCAAGUGACUCUCUUCAGCACUGCAAAGCCAGGGUUGCAGCACCUAUCAAAGAUAACAAAAGCAAACAACCCAAGGAUAGACGUCUUGUGUUGACAAUGGAUGAUCUUUCUAAAGCCUUGCGUGAGCAUGGUGUUAACCUGAAACACCCAGAAUACUUUGCGGACAGCCCAUCAGCAGGGAUGGCCCCUUCAACAAGAGAGGAGCAGAAUUGAUGGCUUCCUCAACAAUAGAGGGCCAGGAUCAAUUGAUUCUAGCUCAUAACAACUGUAUGCAACGUUGUAGUUACGAAAAGCCUUACAUGCAUGUACUUUAGUAGCUGUUCUUGGUGUAUUGCGGACUAGUAGUAUGUGGUUGCCAACAUUUGUUGCUUCUGUUUCUGUAUACCACUGGUGACUAAUUCUCCCAGUUUUCCUUAUCUUGUAGUGAAUGCGUUCUUGGUGUAUUGCGGACUAGUAGUAUGUGGUUGCCACCAUUUGUUGCUUC